AUUUCGGUGAUUUCAGUUGGUGUUUGUCAUUACUGCGUGAGAUAUUAUUUUUGUUUAGUGCCAAUAUCGCUGAGUAAUAUCUGGCUGGUGGUGUGUGGAGCGCGGGGUUUGUUGUCGCGAUCUUGUCAGCGUGCCAAUUCCGGCAGUGCCACCGCCGCGGAGUUAGCAUACUUGCUCGUUGUGAUUUGAUCGAGUGAGGGUGGUGAUAACUGUUGUGUCCGUGUGCCUGGCCUGCGUCGCGACCUCCGCGGAGUCCCGGCGGCCUCGCCCGCGCCCUCGCCUCGCGCCCUCACAACACCCGGGUUCACAAACAAUGGAACAACAAUGACUUGCGUUCCUUGCGUACAUGGUAGGUGUCUGUGAUGAUGUCACUGAAGCCGAGGAACGUUGAUUUCACGGAGACAUGGGCUCACCUCAAGGAAACGGUGGCAGGUGUGGUGGGUUUGCGCGCGGUUGAGCGCUCGGUGUGGAAUACUCGCUUUUCCGAUGUUUACGCUCUCUGCGUGGCGCACCCCGAGCCGCUCGCCGACCGCCUCUACGAUGAGACCAGGAACUUUCUAGAGGAGCACGUGUCUGGCUUGCUGCAGCGUGUGCGCGGAUCGUCCUCGCUCGACAAUAACGACCACAAUGACGGGUUGCUUACCAGAUACGUGGCGGCGUGGCGCGAGUACAGCCAGGGCGUGGCCUACCUCAACAGUCUCUACUCGUAUCUCAAUCUGCAGCAUGUCAAAAGGCAGAAGGUAUCGGACGCGGAGAUUAUCUACGGGUCGGCGGCGGCCGCGAGCUGUCCCGAACACGACGCCAGACAACUUGAGGUCGGGGAGCUUGGUCUGGAGAUCUGGGAGCGUGUGUUAGUGCGCCCGCUGUCUUCUGCACUCACAGGCCGCAUAGUGUCCGCGCUGGCGGCGGCCCGCAGCUCCGCGCCGGACCCCGCGCUGGCCAGCACGCUGCGCGAGGCCAUCCACUCCACCGUGCAGGUGCGGGCCUUCCGCGUCCGGGCGCCGCUGCAGCUGUACCAGCAACUGGUCCUGGAGCCGUACCUGUCGGCGGCGGCGGCUGCGCACGCGCAGCUGGCGGCCGAGCUGCUCGCGCGCGGCGACGUCGCGCACUACACCAAGCACGCGCUCGCGGGGCUCGACAGGGAGGUGUCCCUGGGCGCGCGCUUCCUGGACCCGUCGUCUGCGGAGUCGGUGCGCGUGUGCUACGAGCGCGCGGCCGUGGCGGCGCACCUGCCCGCGCUGCACGCCACCGUGGACGCGCUCGUGCGCGACGCCGCGCGCGCGACGGAGCCUGACGCUAAGGAGCGUCGCGCGGACCUACGCCGCAUGUACACUCUGCUACGACCGCUGGGCGCGGCGGCGCUGCGCCCGCUCGUAGACGCUGCCCACGCGCAGGCCGCCGCCGAGGGCCACGCGCUCCUCGCCGCCCCACACAACAAGGACGAGGCUCACACGCACUUCGUGAACGCGAUGUUGUCGCUGCACGGCAAGUACAGCAAGCUGUUCGCCGAAGUGUUCGGCGGCGCGCAGGCCUUCAUCGGCGCACUCGAUAAGGCGUGCAGCGCGGUGGUGAACGCGCGGCCGGUGGCGGCCGCGGCGAGCAGCUCGGGCGGGGGCGCGGGGGGCGCGGGCGGGGGCGCGGGGGGCGCGCCGGGCUCGCCCCCGCCCGCGGGCCCCGCGCGCGCCCCCGAGCUGCUGGCGCGCUACUGCGACUGCCUGCUGCGCAAGCGCGCCGGCGCCGAGGCCGACGUCGACGACCGUCUGGCAGCCGCCAUUGUUGUGUUCAAGUAUGUGGACGAUAAGGACGUCUUCCAGAAGUACUACGCGCGCGCCCUCGCCAGAAGACUUAUACAUCAACUGUCAGCUUCUAUGGAACAGGAGGAAGCUAUGAUCAACCGUUUGAAAGCGGCGUGCGGCUACGAGUUCACCAACAAACUCCAUCGUAUGUUCACCGACGUGGCUGUCUCCGCGGACCUCAAUGCCAAGUUCCAACAGCAUCUGAGAGACAACGAUCUUGCUACUAACACUGGAUUCUUCAUACAGGUGCUGCAGGCGGGCGCGUGGCCGCUGGGCGGCGCCAUGGCCCCGCUGGCGCCGCCGCAGCAGCUGGAGCGGCCGGCGCGCCUGUUCGAGGCCUUCUACCGCGCCUCGUUCAGCGGCCGGCGCCUGGCCUGGCUGCACCACCUGUGCACCGGGGAGCUGCGCACGCGCUACACGCCGCGCCUCUACCACGUCAGCGCCACCACGCCGCAGUGCGCGUUGCUGCUCAGCUUCGAGACUCAGGACGUGUGGAACGCGCGAGAACUGAGGGACGCGCUGCAGCUGGCGGGAGACGCCUGGACCAGGCAUCUCAAGCCGCUUGUGGACAUCGGUCUACUGACGGCGACGGGUGAGGUUUGCGAGGAGUCUAACGGAGGCUCACCGGCCGCCGACGCAACACUAGCUCUGAACCUCAGCUUCUCCUGCAAGAGAACUAAACUGCGACUCACAUGCGCCAGCGCACCCAGUCAUGCAGGCGGGUCUGGGUCCGGGUCGGGCGCGGCGGAGGGCGCGGAGAGCGCGCACUGCGACGACGACCGCAAGAUGUACCUGCAGGCAGCCAUCGUCAGGAUCAUGAAGCAGAGGAAGGUGUUACGCCACACAGAACUCAUCCAGGAAGUAGUGUCCCAGGCCCGCGGGAGCUUCGCCCCUUCCGUGGCAAUGAUCAAGAAGUGCAUCGAAGCCCUCAUCGACAAGCAGUACCUCGAGAGAGCCCCCGCAGCCCUAGACACCUACUCCUACCUCGCGUAGGCCUCCGCCCCCCGCUACGACCGCGACAGCUACGCUGCUACGACAAGCGCUACGGUAGCGCGUUCGAGCCCCGGCCAGCACUCGAGUCGCAGUCUGUUGUAUAUUACAUGUACAAUACAUAAAUAUGUAUAUUUAAAGUAGAGGGCGCUGUCGGCGCGCGGCUAUAUAAUGAUAAUAUAAUAAACUUGUACGAACAUCGUUA
Messenger RNA from Trichoplusia ni (cabbage looper), 2991 nucleotides. RefSeq names its product cullin-2 (gene Cul2). Lineage: Eukaryota; Metazoa; Arthropoda; Insecta; Lepidoptera; Noctuidae. Gene Ontology annotation, cellular component: Cul2-RING ubiquitin ligase complex; SCF ubiquitin ligase complex. The record is from RefSeq and is a predicted model, not a curated record. The transcript is spliced from 21 exons. Bases 363 to 2789 code for a protein of 808 amino acids. Gene Ontology annotation, biological process: SCF-dependent proteasomal ubiquitin-dependent protein catabolic process; protein ubiquitination. Gene Ontology annotation, molecular function: ubiquitin protein ligase binding.